Molecule: messenger RNA, 1787 nt
Organism: Ctenopharyngodon idella (grass carp)
Lineage: Eukaryota; Metazoa; Chordata; Actinopteri; Cypriniformes; Xenocyprididae
Gene: tssk6
Product: testis-specific serine kinase 6
Exons: 1
Coding region: 911-1726 (271 amino acids)
Biological process (GO): intracellular signal transduction; protein phosphorylation; microtubule cytoskeleton organization
Cellular component (GO): cytoplasm
Molecular function (GO): tau-protein kinase activity; protein serine/threonine kinase activity; ATP binding
Source: RefSeq, a predicted model, not a curated record
GUCAUAAACCUGAUGUAAGCGUAACGUAGGGCGUCGAAAUAAUACGCUGAAGGCUGAACAAAAUGUAUUUUUUACGGAUGUUUCCGUGAAACAAACUGUUCCCGAGACAUAUUGGUAUCUCGAAUAUCCAACGCUGGUCUCUCCUUGCACAUCUUUAAAACUAUGGUUGCAGAAUCAUUAAUGAAUUGCAUCGACAUUUUGGUGGCGCGAGGAGUCCAUUAUGUGUGUGUGGGUCUAUUUCCCGCCUUAGAGUGAAAAAUAAAAACGUAAUUGUGAAAUACUGUGUAAAGUAAGUCACAUUUUAGUUAUUAUUAGAAUAUUACGAGAUAACGAGAAGAAAAUGGCAUUUAUGAGAUAUAAAGUCGCAGUUACCUUUAUAUUUUACUCUCGAGAGUCGGAAACUGCCGUCAGUAAUUGGUCGAUUCUUUUUUCUUUUCUUUUUUCCCCCCGAGUCAGAACAAACCAAAACGAUUCAAAGGUUGUUUGACUUUGGGAAAUUUUGACAACAGUUAACAACGGCCAAAAAAGUAGACAAAAAAAAAAGUAAGUUUUUUUUUUUUUUUUUUUUUAAAUGAUCAUGGAGUUCUCAACAGUCAGUCAAGUUUUCUUAAGAAAAAUUAAGCAAAUACAAAAUACUAUAUCAGGCACUAAUGGGGACAUAAUUGGAUAAAGAUAAAAAUCAGAGGGCUAAAUGAGUUUCUUAAUGGCAUGUGUGUCCAUCAGUUGUUCUUUGACACCAUGUGGUGUUCUAUUAUGACAUCACCGAAUAGAAUGCUAAUAUUUCUCAGAAUACAGUAGAAUGCAAAUGCCUGCUAAAAGAUACUUUGCUGCAAAAGUGAGGAACAUGAUCCAAACUCAAGACUAGGUGUUUAUGCGGUUGAUGUUGUAAACUCCUGUGAGAUAUACCACAAUGUCCAUUAAUAACAUUUUGAAAGGCAUGGGCUACAAGUUCAUCUCCUCGCUUGGUGAAGGCAGUUUUUCCCAAGUCAAGCUGGCCACCUCGCAGAAGCACCACUGUAACGUGGCCAUCAAAAUCGUGGACCGCAUUAAGGCCCCUGAGGAUUUCGUUCACAAGUUUCUCCCAAGGGAAAUGGCAGUUUUAAGACGAGUGAACCACAUCCACAUUGUCCAAAUGCACGAAUUCAUCGAGGUGGCUGGUAAGCGACUCUGUAUUGUGAUGGAAGCUGCUGCAAAAGAUCUCCUUCAGAAGAUACAUGAAGUGAAUCGCAUCCCAGAAGACCAAAGCAAAACCUUGUUCUCUCAGAUGGUCAGUGCGGUCAGCUACCUCCACCAGAUGGGCAUCGUUCAUCGGGACCUCAAGUGUGAAAACAUACUGUUGACAGCCGAAGAACAAGUUAAGAUCACAGACUUUGGUUUCGCCCGCUGCAUUCAAGACUCAUCAGAGCUCAGUCACACCUUCUGCGGUUCUGCAGCCUAUACUCCACCAGAAGUCAUCAUGGGAACGCCGUAUGACCCAAAGAAGUAUGACGUAUGGAGCCUUGGGGUGAUUCUAUACAUCAUGGUGACUGGAAAGAUGCCAUUCGAUGACAGCAAUGUGAGACGACUUUACCGCCUUCAGCGGAAGCCUUUGGUUUUUCCGGAUGAUGCUGGUGUUGAGGAACCAUGCCGGGUCUUCAUCCGUACUCUGCUCCAGUUCAGUCCUUCCACACGUCCAACCAUUCAACAGGUGGCAGAACAUCCGUGGCUGCAGAUGGGACAAAGCUAAAGAACAAGAAGCUAAUAAAACAAUGUGUGCAAAUGCAGAGAAACAGUCACAAAUUCAUUCA